Dromiciops gliroides (monito del monte) is the source of this 1478-nucleotide messenger RNA. Its product is annotated as sodium/potassium-transporting ATPase subunit beta-3-like. The record is from RefSeq and is a predicted model, not a curated record. Lineage: Eukaryota; Metazoa; Chordata; Mammalia; Microbiotheria; Microbiotheriidae. The transcript has a single exon. Gene Ontology annotation, biological process: intracellular potassium ion homeostasis; intracellular sodium ion homeostasis; potassium ion import across plasma membrane. Gene Ontology annotation, cellular component: sodium:potassium-exchanging ATPase complex. Gene Ontology annotation, molecular function: ATPase activator activity. Bases 114 to 950 code for a protein of 278 amino acids.
UCACGCACCCCCUUCCCCCGCUCCCCCGCAACCACACUCACACGCACUCACACCCACUCGCACUCACAGCCACGCUCUGACACGGAUCUCUCAGCUACCCACGCGCGCCCAUCAUGACCAAGGACGAGAAGAAACCUUUCGAACAGACUCUGGGCGAGUGGAAACGCUUCAUCUACAACCCGGGAAACGGCCAGAUCUUGGGGAGGACGGCGGAGAGCUGGGGUCUGAUCUUCCUCUUCUACUUGGCCUUCUAUGGCUUCCUCGCUGCGCUCUUCACAUUUACGAUGUGGGUCAUGCUUCAGACACUGAGUGAUGACAUCCCAAAGUACCGAGACCAGAUUUCCAGCCCAGGGCUCACAAUUGUUCCAAAACCACAUGGUGCAUUGGAGUUUUCUAUAAAUUCCUCUAAAACAUCAACCUAUGAAAACUAUGUCUCCGCCAUUACAAACUUCCUAAGAGCAUAUGAAAGAGAAAGACAAGAAUUUCACACACACUGUCGUAAUGGAACACUUUUUGAACAGGAUGACCUGUCUCCUAAAAGGGCAUGUAGAUUUCCUCUUGAGAUGCUUGAAACCUGCUCUGGAUUGCAAGAUACCUCUUAUGGCUAUCCUGAAGGAAAUCCUUGUAUUUUUGUGAAAAUGAAUAGAAUAAUUGGAUUAAGGCCCCAAGGAACACCCAGGAUAGCGUGCGCAGUUAAGGAAGGAAAAGAAGUACCGCUAGCAGUUUUCCCCCAAAAUGGAAGUAUUGACUUAAAGUAUUAUCCAUAUUACGGGAAAAAGUUGCAUGUGGACUAUCCACAGCCAUUAGUUGCUCUCCAGGUCAUGCUUCAUGCCCACAAUGAAGAAGUGUUGAUAGAAUGCAAGAUUGAAGGGUCGCCCAAUCUAAGAAACCAGGAUGAUCGUGACAAGUUCUUGGGACGAGUUGCCUUCAAAAUCUCAAUGGCUCAUUAGUAUGAGUAGAACAUCUCCACAAAGUAAACGUGUUGUCUAUCUUCAUGUUGUAUCAGCUGGACCUGCCAUUCUAGAAUAUGAAACCACCUUGGAGAAAUUUAGGGUGGUACAUGACGUUUGGGGUAGCAUAAUAAUGUGCUUCCAGAUCAUAAUGUUUAAUGUCCUCAAAGUAACUGCCUUUUGCCUUUGCCUGCCCCAUUGGACCAGUGUGCAGACAUAGACAUGUCAUAUUAGGGACCUGUAAAUAGCUGAUUCAAAACGUGUAAUAAUGGUGGUCUUGUCCUGUUCUAAUGUGGUUUUAUCUCCAAGUGUCUAUAAAGCUUAACGUGCUGUGCUAUGUAAAUAUUUUAUUGAUUUAACACUGGUUUAACUGUCAUUAUCUCAAUGCCAACACACCUUUAGGGAUCAAAUGAUUAAAAAACAAGAGGUACCCGACCAACCUAAAGUGAUUUACAACUCUGCAAGAAUUGUGCUGUGUGGAGACACCUUAAGUUCUGUGUGUGAGGAGGGAGAUAAAUAAAAGUGGAU